AUGGUGAUGAAGACGGUGGAGAAGGUGCUCACCAACCUGGGGGCGGCUGACAUCGACACCCGGCUGGAAGAUAUGCUGAUCGACGGCAUCCUCUCUACCUUCCAGGAACCUGUGGGCACUGGGUAUGUGGGGGACAACACGUGGGUGGGUACAUGGGGAGUGGGAAUGGUGAUGGAGACGGUGGAGAAGAUGCUCACUAACCUGGGGGACGCUGACAUCGAUGCGCGGUUGGAGGACCAAUUGAAGUGGCGGCUGAACAACAAGAGUGCAAAGGUGCGGCAGUGGGCGGCGGACCUGAUAGCGCGCAUUGCAGUGGUGAUGAAGGCGUGUGGGGAGGAGCAGCUCAUGGGGCAUCUGGGCGUCGUGCUCUAUGAGUACCUCGGAGAAGCACGCAUUGCAGUGGUGAUGAAGGCGUGCGGGAAAGAGCAGCUCAUGGGCCACCUGGGCAUCGUGCUCUAUGAUGAGUACCUGGGAGAAGGAGUGCUCAGAGCCAUUGUGAACGUGAUCCGCAUGACCAAGAUGACUCCUUCAUCUGGCAACCUGAAUUCCGCCUGA
Messenger RNA from Closterium sp. Naga37s-1, 555 nucleotides. The record is from the annotation of a GenBank genome assembly. NCBI's taxonomy places the organism in Eukaryota, Viridiplantae, Streptophyta, Zygnematophyceae, Desmidiales, Closteriaceae.